This is a messenger RNA of Saccostrea echinata, 8686 nucleotides long. RefSeq names its product homeobox protein cut-like 1. Gene Ontology annotation, molecular function: DNA binding; DNA-binding transcription factor activity, RNA polymerase II-specific. The record is from RefSeq and is a predicted model, not a curated record. Gene Ontology annotation, biological process: regulation of DNA-templated transcription. The transcript has 17 exons. NCBI's taxonomy places the organism in Eukaryota, Metazoa, Mollusca, Bivalvia, Ostreida, Ostreidae. Bases 87 to 4667 code for a protein of 1526 amino acids.
UUUCUUUGUUUUGAUAAGUGCUCGAGAUUUUAUUGAUUUCUCCCAGUGGUCAUGUGACCACGAUUGACCCUAAAAACUCGUACAAGAUGGCUGCGAGUACGCAGUCAGUGUGUCAGUUCUGGAAAGACUUUGAUUUGCAGCACCUGCAGAAAGAACUUGACAUCACUGCAACAGAACUGGCAAACAGACAAGAUGAAAGUGACCUGUCCAGAAAAAGACUGGUAGAACAGAGUAGGGAAUUCAAGAAAAACACUCCAGAGGACAUAAGAAAACUUGUAGCCCCAUUACUGAAGAGUUUCCAGUCAGAAGUAGAUUCCUUGUCCAAGAGAAGCAAAGCAGCAGAAGCAGCCUUUUUAUCUAUUUAUAAGAGAAUUAUCGACCUUCCAGACCCUGUGCCUGUAUUGGAGUAUGCUCUCCAAAUUCAGAAGAAGGCCCACAGAGUAUCUGAUCUCGAGAUCGAAAACAAGCAGCUGAGAGACACGCUUGAGGAAUACAAUCACGAGUUUGCUGAGGUUAAGAAUCAAGAGGUGACAAUCAAGCAGCUGAGAGACAGACUGAAAGAGUGUGAAGAUAAGAUCGAGGCAACUGCAGAGGCCAGAAGCAAAGAAAAGGAAAGGGAACUGCAGCGAGUUUUUACGGAAAAAGAGAGACAGCUACAGGAGACACAAUUGUCCGUGGCCAAGAAGCUCGGGGAAGCUGAACAGAAGGUUGCUUCUUUACAAAGCGCACUAGAAAAUGUGCAGUCUGAGUUGUUUGAAGUCAAAGCCAAGUAUGAAGAGGCCACAACAGCCAAAUCGGAUGAAAUGGAAAUGGUGAUGUCCGAUUUGGAACGAGCUAACGAGCGAGCUGAGGCAUCAGAACGUGAAAUAGAGCAGAUUAGGACCAGGUUGACGGAGGUGACACAGAAGCAAAAACUAGGGGAGACAAAUCAAGAAGCACCAGAUAUGGAUCGUGCCAUCGACAUGUUCAAGCGAUCGGGUCUAGAACAUGAACUUGCAUCCAAGGAAAAAGAGAUUUCACAGUUGGUUGAAGAUGUACAGAGAUUGCAGGGCUCACUAAACAAGCUGCGAGAAGCUACAACCAGUCAGGUUUCCAAGCUUGAAGAUGAACUGGCUUCAAAAAAUCAGGCCUUCAAAUUACUGGAAGAGAAGAUAAAAUCUCAGGAAGACUAUGAAGAAAUCAAAAGGGAACUCAGUGUGAUGAAAUCUAUAGAAUUUUCCAACAACAAGCUGGGGUCGGAUGAGCCUGAUGGAGACAUUCAGCCAAAGUCUUUGGAAGUCUUACUCUUGGAGAAAAACAAAGCACUGCAGUCUGAGAACACAGUACUUAAAGUCAACAACAGUGAUCUCUCAGGGACGACAACACCUGCCCUCUCUGAAAAUGCUGCUGCAUUUGCAUCCAUGCUAGGAGAAGAAAUAGCUUCAUCCUAUCAACGCCAAAAUUCAUCCAGAAUCUCAACUCCCUCUUCACCUCCAACGCCAUCUAGCAAUGGCAUUAAAGAAGAAUCAGUUCCUGAAAAAAUUAAUCCCAAGAGACCCAUUUCACUAGAAAGAAUGCCCAGUGUAUCAGGGGAGAGUACUCCCAGUCUCCCACCCCCACCCUCACCUCAGUUUUUCUCGUAUUUAAAUGGACAUGGACUCCCAAAUUAUAUGAGUAUGUCCAUGGGAAAAACUGACCCUAGUAAUUCACAAGGAAUAGACACUUCUUUAGUGGCCAAAACUGUUAGAGAACUUCUCAGUAUUCAUAAUAUUGGACAACGUUUGUUUGCCAAGCAUGUACUUGGGCUAUCACAAGGCACUGUGAGUGAACUUCUGUCGAAGCCCAAGUCUUGGGACAAGCUUACUGAAAAAGGACGCGAAUCGUAUAGGAAGAUGUAUGCCUGGGCCACAGAUGAAAGGAAUAUUAUGGCACUGAAGGCUAUUUCACCAAAGAAAGCGAGUCGCUCGGCCCUAGGGCUAAGGUCAGUCUUUAACCCAAUGUUCCCCUUGACAGGCCCCACCACCCUGGUACCCAGCGUACAGAGGGAAGACUCCCAGACAGAGGAGAGAAUUACUCAAAUUCUGAAUGAAGCUCAGCAGGCUAUGCAAUUUAAAAAGGCUAUGGAACAGCAACAAGUGGCACAUGCCAUGGUAAACAGUUACUAUCAGCAGGAAAUGACUAGGCUAGCACAGGUGACAGCACAACAUGGCCUGCCAUCCCCACAUGGCUCUGCAUCUUCAAUCAUGACCAGCUCAGGGUCAAUUGCUCUGCCGCAUCCUAAAGAUUUGGAGCAACAUCGCAGGCGUGAAAGUGUGGAGAGCCAGGGAUCAGCCAAAGAAAUGGUAGAGAGGAUCUACAGACAGGAAUUGUUAAAACUGGCUCAGGCUGCCGAGAGUGCUGGAAACAUUGCAGCUGUUACAAUGUACCAGCAGGAGCUAGCCAGAUUGGCACAGAAUGCCCAGAAGGGUGACGCAGAGCCUGGAGAAAUCAGACGAUCCCGAGGAUCACCCGGAGAGCAUCAAGAGGUCAGCAUCAAGCUGGAGCCCUGUGAUGUAUCUGCUGAUGAUGCACAUGGACCCAUCGAUUUGAGCAAGAACAGCACUAGCUCAGCUCCAACUACCCCUACAUCUAACAGCUCCAUCAAAUCUCCUUCUGAGUCUUCACAUCGUCCUGGAAGUGCCUUCAUGCCAUUUCGCCAAAAGAUGAAUGGGCAUGAGAGUAAUUUGGAGAAUCAUGUACCAUUUGGGCAGCAGUCAGAAUGCAUAUCACCCUUACAGAGAAUGCAGAACAUUGCCAACUCACUAAUGUCCAGACCACAUCUGGUUUCAUCUGCCAAACCCCUCAAGGCUGUACUGCCACCCAUCACUCAAGAUCAGUUUGAUAAAUAUUCCAACAUGAAUACAGAUGAUCUUGUGAAACAGGUGAAAGAGACCCUGAGUCAGUAUUCCAUUAGCCAGCGGCUCUUUGGAGAAAGUGUCCUUGGGCUUUCUCAAGGCAGUGUCAGUGAUCUCCUGGCUCGACCCAAACCCUGGCACAUGCUAACUCAGAAGGGGAGAGAACCCUUCAUCCGUAUGCAAAUCUUUCUAGAAGAUACAGAAGCAAUCCCUAAAUUGGUAGCCUCACAGUAUCACAUCCCUCCAGACAAAUUGAUGAGGGGCAGGAAUCAGCAGGAGAUGGUUUCCCCCUCAUCUGACAAGUUGCCAAGUAGUAACCAUGGAAACAGACCACCAGUUUCUAGCUCGACUCGCCUUGCUCCUGAGUCAAUCCCAAACUCGCCGCUACCAUCCCAUCAUCAGCUCCCUCCUCCGUUUCACCCAGUCCACCACACCCCCACCCACCACUUCAGCCAUCCACCCUACAGCUGGGCUCCAUUUUCCUACCCUUCAUCCAUGCUAGAGGUUGUUGCCAUGACAUCUGAGAUAGACACACUAGAGUUGACCUCCAGAGUCAAGGAUGUUUUACAAUUUCAUAACUUAGGACAAAAAUUGUUUGGAGAGGCAGUUCUUGGUUUGUCUCAGGGCUCAGUUAGUGAGCUUCUGUCCAAACCUAAACCAUGGCACAUGCUCAGUAUCAAGGGCAGAGAACCCUUCAUCAAAAUGCAUUUGUGGCUCAGCGAUCCUCAUAAUGUAGACAGACUCAAACAUUAUCAAAAUGAGGUCAAAGCUCAAAGACGGCGUAGAGGUAGUCUUGAAGAUAGAUCCUAUGAUUCACCUUCCAUGCCAAAGAGACCUCGUGUUUUCUUCACAGAGGAGCAGAAGGACAAGCUGCGCAUGGCUUACAAUCACGAUCCUUAUCCAAAUCAAAACACAAUCGAGGCUUUAGCCAGUGAGUUAAAUGUAGGCGUAAAAACAGUCAUCAACUGGUUUCAUAAUCAUCGAAUGAGGGCAAAACAACAGCAGCACGUAGGUAGUGGGAGUCAGUCCAGUCCAGUAGAAUAUAGCAACACUGUCAAAUCAGAAAACAAUGAGGACAUUUCUGACCAGAGUGAUGCGUCUAGUAUGUCUGGAGAAACUAAUCCAUUCCUGUCCAACUUCCCAGCAAACAGCGAGAACUCUCAGUGGCUCUUCCCGCAGUUUGAACCUAUGUCCAUGCAGAAGGCAAAUUUCAAAUCAAUUAAAAUGGAAAUUGACAAUGAAGAUGAUGGGGUAGGAGAUGAUGAUGACAGUAGAAGCAUGUCCAGCAACUCAAGUCAUCAGAGCAACGAAUCAUCCAAAAAUAAUGCCAAAGAAAAGAAAACUGAGGAGCUGAGGGAGGAGAAAGGAGGACCUGUGUUCAAAGAAGAAGAGGAGAAUUCUGGAGGGGAACAGAUAGAAGAUCCAUUGCAGAGAGAAAAUAAAAUGUCUGGCAUUUCUCAAUCUGGUGUCAACAAACGCAAACGCUCCAACCCUCAGUAUGUGUCUGAAGGGAGACAACUAGACAAAACAAAACAUGUGUUUGAGGGACUCCCAAGUCAGGUUUCUAGGGAUGAAGGGGUGGAUUUAGAAUUGGAUGAAGAUGUAGAAAAGGAAAAUGAAAGUGGAAAUGUGGAAAUAGGGGUCAAGGCUCCAGUGUUUGACAGACUUAAUAAAAUGGACAAGAAGUCUGUGGAUUUCCCAGAAGGAGACUGGGAAACAGAGAGAAACUCUAACAUAGAGAAGAUUCAGAAAAACCUCCAUCAAAGCCCUGCCACUGGGGAUUGGGAGUUCUGAAUGGCAUUUUCUUUUUAGAAUGUGGAUCUGUACUUGGAUACAGCAAUGAUAUUAUACACUGACACAAAAAUAUUGUGAGGGACUGACGUGCAUGGUGUCAAAGCACAAAUAUUGUUGUUGAAACUUAUAUUCAGUAUUCAAUACUAAUCAGAAAGGGUAGCUUCUUAUAUUUUUAUACGAAGAAACAUUUUUUAUACCUUUUCAUUAUUGUUUUAAUUAUGUGUAUUAACAUUUCCACUUUAUUAUGUGUUGUUGAAAAGACUUUCUACCUUAUGAUGUGCAUCUUCAGUGCUAUGGACACUAGAUUAGAAAAUUUGUUAUGUUUUCUGUUGCCUGGCAACAGUGAUAGUUCUUAAUGCCAAAGAGGAUCUCGUAGCUGCCUUUUGAAGAAUUUGUGUUCAACGUCUUUUAAUUUUUUUUUUCUGUUGGAUGUUAAAAGAUAGAAUUGUGUUCCAAGCUGUUUUCAUGACUAUAUUAGAGACAUUUUAGCAUGAUUGCUUUUUUUUUCUGUUGUUAAACAGACAACUAGUCGGUUUGUGGUGUUCAGGGGAUUCCAGGACUCGGAGAGUGCACUUCCUCAAACUUUCAGCAGGAUGUGAUGGAAGUGGGAGAGUUUUUUUUUGCAAAUGUGUAAAGGGGGAAUUUCCAGAACCUUUUAGUUUCUAAUAAUAGAUUUCUACAAUUUGUGUUUUUCUGCAGCACUGUGCAAUAGUGUGCAAAAUGCAUGAAAUAAGAUGUUCAAUUGUUGCUCAACAAAGUUGAGAAAAUUUUCAAACAUCACCAAAACAUUCUCAAAAUGGUGACCUCAUCAGUUCAUGAGUGAUUGCAGACGUUGGUGCUAAGUGUUUUUCAUCACCAUGAAAUUUAGAUCACCUGGAAAACUGUUAGUGAUGUUCAUUUACUUAUUGCAUUUAAUAUGUAGAAAGGCAUAUGAUAUUACAAUAAUGAUGUCCUUUUUUAGCAGAAUCAACACAGGUACUACUGUUAUGACUAUUAUGAUAUUUAAGACCACUACUUCUAAUUACACCUGAAACUAUAAAACAUACAUAGGUUUCAGAUUUUGUCAUUAUAGUUCAGCCAUUUCAGGGAUAUACCAGUACCUGUGUUUAUUCUAUGAAUGCCAAAAUAAUUCAACAUUUCUUUUAAAAAAUCACAUUAAGUUUACUACACCUUUUUCUCCAGUAGAUUCUACUCUACAAGAAAGUAAAUCAAAUAUCGUGUAUCAUACAUGCUGUAUGAACAAUAAAACUAAGAAUUUUUUUUUUCCAAGUGCCUGCUUCUCUUGCUCAAAACAAGAUAAUUAAAUUCUUUGACAACAGUUUGCAUCUGUGUGUACAUAAAUAUGUUCAUUGUUAGAAUUUUCAGAUUUUGUUGUAGUACGUAUUCUGCUUUUAAAUAUUAUAUAUAUAUCUGAAUUUUAUGUUUUUGUAUAGUUGUGCAAUAUUUCUGUAUUCUACAAAACAUUUAUUUUGGUUUUAUUUUGUACAUUUAGCCAGGGGUACCACCAUUGGUGUUGUUUUAUUCAAGUGCUGCCUACACUACUUUAUUUUUCAAAGAGACACAAAUUGAUAUCCACAAAAAUAGGAAGAAUGUAAACGGUACCAAUUUUUGGUUUAGUCUUUAGGUAUUGGUUUGUUGAUGUAAAAUGCUCUAACAUUUUCAAGUGUGUAUAAAGUAGAACCCACCACUAUUAUUUUGAAUUCAAAUUAAAUAUUUUUUUAUCAUGCAAGAUUAUUCAUCGCUUAAAAACAUGCAACCUCGGAUGGCUCUUGAUUCUUGACACAAUUAGGUUGUUAGAAUUUACUUAUAUUUUUAUUUUUUGGCUUCAAUUUUACAUAAAAUGGUUUAGCAGGCAUUAAGUAUGAUUUUAGCAUUAUUUAAAUUGUGUUCAUUUCUUUGGGUAGUGUGCAAAUAUUGAAGUACAGAGAAAAAAAAAACUGGUGAAUACAUGUAUAUCUACAUGAUAUACAUUUUCAGUCUUUAACUUGUUCGCCAACAAGUUGUUUGUUAGUUCAUUUAAAAUCAAAGAUUUAGACAAUUAUUUACGUUUAUAUAAAGCAUUAAUAAUAUUAACAAUUAUUUCAAUAUCAUUUACACAAGAUAAUCAUAAAAUUAAUCACUAAAAUGUAAUCAAGGUCAAUACUAUAAAAUUAAGCCAUGUGUUGUUUAUUAUUUUUCUCCAAGUUUAUUUUAGAAUAAUUAUGGUCAAAGCAGACCUUAUUUGUUUUGUUUCGCUGUAGGAAUGUAUGUUCCUUUUUAAACCAGAGAGAAUGGAGAGACAUAGUUUUCUUAAGAGAAAGACCCAUGUUAGACAAUUUUUUAAACGGAUAAGAAAAUGAAAGUUAACAAGGUUUUUUUUUCUAUGCCCCAUAUGGUAUUUGAAAAAUACUUAUUUUUCAUUGAUAUUAACUUCAUUGAAAUUUGCUUAUAUAGAUUCAUUUAAAAAUGACACUUCAAUAAUAGAAAAUCUAGCCGACACUAACAAAUGACACAAAUUUCCACUUCUAUAUAUAGAGAUAACUGCAUUACUGACACAAAAAAUUGUCUUUCAUGAAAAAAGUGUUAGUGACCCAUACAUUGAAUUAACUUUUAUAGGUAAAUAAAAUAGGCAUGAAAUUGUUUUUUUUUUGUGAAUUUUUUUAUUGAUUUUUUUUCUUUUUUGCUUGAGGUUGUACAGCUUAUGUCAUCCAAUAUGUAUUAAUAGAUAGCAUUUUCUUUGCCACCACUUUUUCUGUUCCUAUGAAAGAGAAGUACAAGUGAAAUCUACUCACUUCUGGUGGAAAUUCCAAUUCUUACAGUAUUUGAUUAAGUAUUUUAUGUUUAAGUGUCAUUGGAAAUCUUUUUCUCUUUGUUUUGUUUUGUUUAAUUUUAUGACAAAGAUUUUUUUUCUUGCAAUUUUAUUCCUCCCCCCGAUUGUAUUUAACUUGGGGGGACAUCUACGUAUGUUGUGAUUGUAAUGUAACCCUACAUUAAUGGUUUUGGUGAAAUGAUAACAGAUUUAAGAAAAUGUUUAUUAUAAUCAUAUGCCAGACUUUAUUUAUACAGGUAUAACCUAUUUGUCAGUGAAAUCUGAAGACUUGAAAUAGCUUUAAUUUGGAGUAGAAAUCCCUCAAACUCUGUUAACACUUGUUACUUUGACAACCUGUAUAGAGACAAUCUGGCUAUAAUGCCUUUAUGGUGAAGAGCACUGUUUAGUCUUAAUAGCCCCACUUCCUAUGUAUGUGUGUCUUAUUUGUUGAAUAAAUCCAGCUGUACCUGUUUUUCUAUCUGCUCUGAAUAUAAACAUUUUUUUUCUGGAGGGUUUGCCUCUGUUUGAAUGUCAUUUUCCUUUCUCCAGUGUCAUUCUCCUAAAGGGUCACUUAGACCUCAGGAUUAUACCUGGCUUGACAAUAUUGGCCAUAUCCUAGGAAACUACAAAAAAGAAAGGACUUUUAUAGAUCCCACCUCUGCUAUAAACCAAAGUUAAUUUUUUUGUUCUUUUUUUUUUGUAUGUUUUGUUUUUUUCCUCAAGCUACCCAGCUAUGUAUUCGUGAAAGAUUUUUAUAUUUAAAUUGACAAAAGACCAUUUCAGAGUUAAGGGCAUUAUUAGAAAUAUUUGCCAAAAUUUAAACAAUCUUUUUUUAAGACUACUAUAUGUCCCUUUGUCAGAAAUACUGAGGUUUUUCUUUUAUUUUAAACUUAGAAGAUAAAUUUGUUAAAUGUUUUGUUUUAAGAUGGUUUUCCUUUGUCAUUUUAUAAUAAUAGUUUAGUUCUUUUAGAUAAGACACAAAAUUUGCUCAUUGAAUAACAAACUUCAAAUACUUGGACAUGAAUGAAAGUGUUUAAACAUAAUCACGUCUAGUCUGAGAGUUGCUACAGCCUGUUUCUAUAAAUAUAUAUAUAAAUAUAUUGUAUCAUAUCUACAUGUUCAUUAUAACACAGUGCAUUUCAAAUGUUUUAUUUUAUUUGUUAUCCAUACCUACUAAAGAUAAGUAUAUAUAUAUAGGUGCUUACACAUCAAUAAAUAUUUCUAAACUGAA